UCACUCCACUCGCACUCGCUGAACGGAACGACUAAAGUUUGGCUCUUCCAUUCGCAGUCUGAAGCCUUGGCGUGUCGGACGUCUGUGACCGUUUUCUGGUGUCGACCAGUUCUCGCGGUGUUCUUUUUUUCCUGAGUGUGGCUUUCUGAUAUGAAAAAGUGGAAGCUCUAGUAUAGAGGAGGACGACGUCGCUAAACGGACGGUGUGCAGACGAUUCCAGAGGCAGCUGCCUGUCCAAGUGGACUGAAGAUUCCGGUUCCGGUGUACAGUGAUCGUUUCCGUAGAUGGCAGAAAUCUAGGUGUGUGAAUGGAUCGUUGGAUUUUGGCGAAGACGAAGCUGGAAAAAGUGUCCGGUGGUUCCUGAAAGGCAGCAGUGAAGUAGUCACCUGCCGUCGUGCAAGAAGAUUCCGCUGGCAGAGCGCGAACAAGAAGAAAAGCCUCGGCUCCCUCCAAAAGUGGCACUGCAGCGAAGAAGGCGUCGUUCCCAGUGCUUUUCGGUGAAUGUUUGUGAGUGUGUAUACUUAAUUCUGCCGUCGUCGACGCCGCCACCGACAAGUCAAGAAAAGAAAAAAAAAAGUUGAAACCUUCGCUCUUCUGAGGCUAGAGCUUAGCGCUGCUGCUGCUGCUGCUCGCAAAGGCCUUUUUGUCUGACACCCGCGCGCCAGUCGCAUAAUUGAUUGUCCCCAUCUUUGCCAUCUCGCGUGAUACCCAACAAACCAAGGUAUAAUAUAGAGAUAGAAAAAAAACCACCAUUGAGAGGUGAGAAGAUUGCCGUUCUAUGUCUGGUAGUGCAACUCAUCAACCAACAAAGUAAGAAAAAAAUCAGUGUGUAUAAACCGUAGCGAUAAGAGCGUAGUGUUGUGUGUGAUCGACAUCGACACGGCGGCAUCCCCAUAAUAAUUCUGCAAUAAAAGCCGGAGUAGUGGUGUCCCUCGGGAGACGACUCAACCAGGACCUCCAAGAUGACGAAGGAUAGAUUAGCAGCCUUGCAGGCGGCACAAAGUGACGAUGAGGACAUGCCGGAAGAUGUGGCGGUGCCGGUGGAGGGCAACUUCAUGGAGGACUUCUUCAACGAGGUGGAACAGAUCCGGGAGAUGAUCGACAAAAUCCAGGCAAACGUCGAGGAGGUGAAGAAAAAGCACAGUGCCAUCCUGUCGGCUCCACAGUCCGAUGAGAAAACGAAACAAGAACUCGAAGACCUUAUGGCCGAUAUCAAAAAAACUGCCAACAGAGUAAGAGGGAAACUUAAGGGUAUCGAGCAGGCGAUCGAGCAGGAGGAACAGACCAGCAAGUCCAAUGCCGAUCUUAGGAUAAAGAAAACGCAACACUCGACGCUGUCCCGAAAAUUCGUCGAGGUGAUGACCGAGUACAACCGGACCCAGACUGACUACCGGGAGCGGUGCAAAGGGAGAAUACAACGACAACUGGAAAUUACGGGUAGAGCGACGACAAACGAAGAGCUGGAGGAGAUGCUGGAGCAAGGCAACUCGGCAGUUUUUACGCAGGGGAUUAUCAUGGAAACCCAGCAAGCAAAACAGACGCUCGCCGAUAUCGAAGCACGGCAUGCAGAUAUUAUAAAAUUGGAGAAUUCAAUUAGGGAGUUACAUGAUAUGUUCAUGGAUAUGGCAAUGCUUGUCGAGAGUCAGGGUGAAAUGAUUGAUCGUAUAGAAUAUCAUGUUGAACAUGCAAUGGAUUAUGUCCAAACAGCGACGCAAGACACAAAGAAAGCGCUUAAAUAUCAAAGCAAAGCCCGCCGGAAAAAAAUCUUGAUCAUCAUCUGCCUGGCGAUAACACUAGUCGUGCUAAUAACCUUACUAGCGGUCUAUUUAUCGUGAAGUGGUCCAAUUCGGGAACAGUAGCUCGAGCAGUUCCUCGGAAGGGGUGACCAGCUAUUAGGAUCCUCAACAUUCGUCCCAAGUUUCCUCAACCAUUGGUUUCCUGAAUGAUGGCUAAAAGUUAGAUCCGAAUUUAAGAUUAUUUUUGGACCGAACAACGGGGAGACUGUCCUAGGAAGUGCGCCACAUGGUGGCGCCACUCACACUCUGUAUUUAGCUUUGGUAUAAAAAUUUACCUGUUAUCUUUAAGAUGUAAGACGUAUUCGUCCAGUUCUUAUCAAAUUGACCAGACAAAUAGUCAGCUUUUUUUUUAUAAGAACUGGGUUUUCUACAUAAAGUCUUCUAGAUAGUUACAAUAAAUGUAAGCUACUCGAUCAACUUCAUUCAUAAAUCUCAUACAUGAAGCAACAUUUCUUGCCAAACGAAUUGAUGAAUAGAAAACGCAAGUUUUUUUUUCUGACGUGACAAAUGUGAAAAUUUCGUAAUGAAUUUGACGAUACAUUUAAUCAUAUUUCAAUGCCUUCAAUGGAUAAAAUAAAUCCACUUCAUACUAACGAUUUUAUUUGAUUUAGAAGUUGUCGUUCGAAAAAACAAAUAAACAAAACAAAAUAAUGCUUUGCUUUUGCUUAAAAAACCGUUUUUAAAUUUUGUACCUACCUAAUUCUUCUUACCCAUUUUUAAGGAUACUUCACGAUUCACUCUCUGGAGCCAUUGUGAAAAUUUUAUAACUCCGGACCAGUUACUAAACUCUUAAACUUUAAAACUUGUGCAAUAACAAAACGAUUUUCAUAGAGUGGAAAGGUCAGCUUUUUCCAUCUAUUCUCUGGAGCCAUGAAUAAGAUUUUAUUAAUCUAAGUUUCGAAACUGGUUUCAAAAGUGCUGGACCUCUGCGUUGAAGGCCGCGAAUAAUGAAUUUUAUGAUUUGCAUGGUUUUUAAAUUACAAUGUAAAAAAUGAAUCUAUUACAAAAGUGUUUUUUAAACUAGGAAAACUUACCGAUAUUGUAAACUUUUCAAGGGGGUUAAAACCCCACGAGGGUUCAAAAAUGCCAAGCAAAAACUCAUAAUAACAUAUUCCUAAUCAAAUUUUGAUUAACGACUGAAAUGAUUCUCAAGAGUAACAAUCUCGACUCAGAACUAAAGGCUAAACCUCGAAAUCUUAUCCAAGGUCAAUAAUUCUACUAGAGUUUUUUUUCCAAAAAAUUCUAAAUUGUUGCGCCCAGAUUUUGCCACAGUUUUUGCACUUUAUUUGCAAAAUCAUACAAAAAUUUAAAGUUAAUAUUUAUGUAUUUGCGUCGUAAAGUCUUGAGUGAAUUUUAUCAAAAAUAAUGUGAAUUAUUUUUCGAAAGCUUAAAGUAUGAUUAAAAAAUGACUGAUGCAUUUCGAUAAACAAAAGUCAAGUGUUUGUAUUCAUGAUUGUUAUUUUAUAAUUUUGAUAUUGGAGAAAAUGUCCCGGAUUUGCACGGAAAUCCCGAAAAUUUGCGGAAAAAUAACUGGAAAGCUUAGGUUCGAAAGAUCACCGAUUUUUUCUGUCCAAAUUUGCUUCUAUACAUAAAAAUUCAAUGUCUAAGAUAAGAAUUCGGAUUCUGUAUUCAGUUUAUUGUUACUGAACUUCUGUUUGGAUCAUCAUUGGGAAAAAAAAUCCUAAUUCGAAUCUCGGUUUUGCAUUUCAAACUUCAAUAUUCAAAACUCAACAUUUCGGAAUUUGAACAGAAAAUAUUGAAAAUUUCAAACCAUUUCGAAGAUUUGAAAUUUUUAUUUUUAAUUAUUAUGCAGAAUUGAAAAUGAAGAAAAUUUCAUAACGGUGAUCCAUAGACCAGAAUUGAAAAGUUCAAAAAGAGUCUCGUUAUUCGCCAUUUUCAUUCAGAUUCACUAGUAGAAUUUUGAAUAAAUAACUGAAGAAAAAAUUCACAUUGAAUCAAUGCCAAAAAUUCAGAAUUCAAAUAAGAGGUUUUCGGUUGAAAUUCUGAUCCAAAUUUCACUUUUUUGGCUCUAAGAAUUAUUAUCUGGAAUUAUUAUCUGGAACUUAGAUUCAAAAAUCGGUUUAAAAUUCGGAAUUCAGUUUUCGAACUCAGGUUCAAAAGGCAGAAUUCGGAUACGGAAUCAAAAUAAAAAAUCAGAAUCAGCUCGAUGUUUUAUAAAUCAAGAUUACAAUUUCAAUGUGAGAAUUUGAUCAUGGAUUUAAAUUACAGAUGAUCGCAGUUUCACAAUUUUAUAUUCCAUCAGAAUCAGUUUGGAACACAUACCAAAAGAAAUCACAAAUAUAAAAGAAAAUUGUUAAUUUAUCGGCCUUAUCGUAGCAAACAUAAAUUACAGUGAUUAAUUUCUUUUUAAAAUAAGAUGUUGAUUUUUGAGAAAUCAAAUGUUUUUAAAUUUCAUUAAUAAAUUAUUAAUGAUAAUGUUUUGUGGCAAAAGAACUUGUACAUUAUUUUCAAGAUAAAAUUCAAGUGAAAACAUAUUUAACUGGUUUUUGGUUGAGAUUAUUUAUAUUGCAGAUUCUUCUCAAGGAAAGUUUCAAUCUUAUUUUUUUUAUCGAGUUUACAAGAGUAGAAAAAAAAUCUGAUUUGAACCGCAAACUCAUUCUCUUACUUUUAUUCCUAAAUAUUUGAUACAAUAUAACCAAUGCCUCAAAUGAUCGUGCUUGUGGCUAAAAAUAAUUUGCUUAUUACUUCCUAAUUUAAGUGUUUAUAAAAAGUUUCUUUUUAAAAUGAAAUUUCCAAAUUUCUUAUUUAUUUUUGAAAACUUCUAGAAAAAAAAUUGCAACUUCUAGGACUUGUUUUCGAAAGUUAGAAAUUGAAAUAAAUAACUUACUAGUAAUGUUAAAAAACUCAAACCUGAAUUAUUUAAAAGACCUUUUUUUACCAUUCUUUAUGUCUGCAUUGUCCAAGCAAAAAUGUUAUAGGAAAAAUUUUGUCAACAACCACCACCCCCCCCCAUGAGCCGGUUUUUCUUACGAUCCUGGCUUCAAGGCAUUUUAAAAAUAAAGCUGAACUGUAGAAAUUAAUAUCAAUAUUAAUCAUUCUCAAAAAAAAAAAAAAAUAAAACAAAACAAAUUGUAAUCAAUGGCAGUGGAGUUUGAAUCUACCCCUAGAGAGCAAAAGUUUCAAAGUAACCUCUUAACAAAUUUGAUAAAAUAAAAUUAACAAAUGCAAAAAUGCUGUUGGUUUGAAAUUUGACGAAUUACUCUUCAAAUAUUGUCAAUAAAUAAACCGUUAAAUAACUAAUUAAAAUACGAGCAUUUCGAAUGUCAUAAUAAACAGCAAGAAUUCUUAAGUUUGAAGUUUCUUUAUGUUUGAAUCAAGCUUGGAUUGAAAUCAAUCGAGACCCGUUGAAUGAAGAGUUGUAAGCUUAUUUUUCUUGUUUGAUCAUGAACUGUCCAGUCACAAGUAUUAUUCCUUGAAUCCACUCUCUGGAGCCACAAUACAUUUCCAAAUAAAACUGAGUUUUUUUUAAACUGAAACUGAGAUUAAAAUUAAACAAAGAAGCUCAGUUUUUAGAAUCUACUCUCUGCAGCCACAAUACAUUUUUUCACACAAAAGUGAGUUUUUUAACUGAAACUGUGAUGAAAAUUCAAAAUUAUACAUAAGCAAUUCUUAAGUUAAGUGAAAAAUCUCAGUUUUUAGAAUCUGCUCUCUGGAGCCACAAUACACUUUUCAUAUAAAACUGAGUUUUUCAAACUGCAACUGGGAUUAAAAUUUCAAAAUUCCUCGCAUGCGAUUUUUUAGUCAAACGGAAAAGCUCAGUUUUAAAGAAUCUACUCUCUGGAGCCACAAUACAUUUUUUCAUACAAAACUGAGUUUAUUAAUGGAAACUGAGAUGAAAAUUCAAAAUUAUACAUAUGCAAUUCUUUAGUUAAGUGAAAAAUCUCAGUUUUUAGAAUGUACUCUCUGGAGCCUCAAUGCACUUUUCAAAUAAAACUGAGUAUUUUAAACUGAAACUGGGAUUAAAAUUUCAAAAUUCUUCGCAUACAAAUUUUUAGUUAAAUGGAAAACCUCAGUUUUAAGAAUCUACUCUCAGGAGCCAUAAUAAAUUUUCAUUUAUAACUGAGUUUUUUUUAAACUGAAACUGAGAUUAAAAUUUUAAAUUGUACGUAUGCAAUUCUUUGGUAAAGUUAAAAAGUUCGGUGUUAGAAUCUACUCUCUGAGGGCACAAUACAUUUUUCAUGUUAAACUGAUUUUUUUGAACUGAAACUGAGGUUGAAAAUUUAAAACUCUAUGUAUGAAAUUCUCUAGUAAAGUGAAGUAGCUCAGUUUUAAGAAUCUACUCUCUGGAGCCACAAAAAAGUUCCACGAAUAUGCAUCAACAAAAUUGAUUUAUUAAAUUUUUCUCAAGAACUUUAACUUUUCGUUAACACCACCUUUGAUUCUCUUAUGUGAACCAACUUUUGGGUCUUCGAUGUUUGGUUGUAUUUAAUUUGAAAUUAGAAUAGAUUGUUUAAAAUUUCAGGUUUUGAGCUCUGCUAAUAAUUUCUAUUUGAAAUCGAAAUUCUGUACAGAAAUGUUUACAUACCUGCAAGACUAAGGUUGCCAGAUUACCCGGUUUUGUCCGGGUUUAAGUAUCCCGGUUAAUAUGGAAUUCAGCAAUAGUCAGGCCUGGUGCCUGGAUUUUGCCCGGAUUUUUCACUUUAUUUGGCAAAUAAAAAAAAAUACAAAUUGUGUUGUAAUUUUUUAUAUAUGCCUCCAAAGCGGCUUUUCUUGAACAAUUUUUAUAAAAAUAUCCAUGAAAGAUUUUUGGAAGUUUUUGAUAAUAAGAUUUUAAAUCUGCGAUAAAUUUUUGUGAAAUUUUUUUUUAUGAUUUUUGUUAAGUAAUUUUUGGUGGGUUUUGACAAAAUUUUCUUGGAUAUUACCCGGAUUUUUAGUCGUCAAUUCUGAACUCAAAUGCUCGGAUUUUGCCAGGUUUUAUGUAAAAUUGCCCGGAUUUCUCCGGCACGUCCUAAAAAUAAUCUGAUAACCUUAUUCAUGACUUUUAAAUGAGCUGUUUGAUUAAUUUCAUAUCAUUAAUUUUGGUAAGUCUUCGAUGAGAGUUCAAAUUCUUUCCUGCUUGAAGCUUUCUGUACAAUUUUGACCUCAGUUUUAUGCUUAAAAAUAUUGGAAUUCGAACUCAAUUUGAUGUCUAAGAUUCUUCGCAUUAAGGGUAAAGGACAGUUUGUGUAAUAUAAGAAAUUCUGAAUGUAUAAGUCUUUCACUUCACCAAUAACAGCGGAAUCAGAACGUGGCUGCAGAUUAAAAAAAAAGUUUAGUGUGUAAGUGGAAUAAACAAAACAUUCCUGGGUCAUCUAAUACAAAAAUUAUAACAAUUUAAAGUAUUGAAGGAAGUUACCGUAAUCAUUAUUGGAGUUUGAAUUUCAAUAAACCGAAAACUGUUGAGUGUAUGUUUCGAAAUUGUUUAUUGGAAUUAUUUUUUUUAGAGAAGAAAGCCUAGAAAAUAGUCUCUGGAGUUACAAUAUUUUCUAAUAAAUCUAGUUUCGAGUAUUGAAUUUAGAAAUUUUAUUAAUUUCAUGAUGUUAAACAAUGAAUUUUAUGAUUGCUUGAUGAAAAAUAGAUUUUGCUAAUAAGCUAAAAAAAAUCUAAAUUUGAAUUUUAAUUUUUCUUUAUUGAAAAUAAUUUAAAAAAAAACACUUGAUUUUUUUUUAACUUCUGGUCAGUAAACCAAAAUAUAUCGACAGAAAAUGAAAGUCUUUGAUUUUUUUUAAUAGAUUUGAAGUCAUUCUUUAAAUUUGUGUUAAUGCCUUCCAUUUCUUUGUUUUUUUUUUAUUCCGGAUUCAAAUUCUGAUCCCCAGGAUUGCUUUCAUCCCAAUCGUUACGUUUGAAUCAAACUCGAAUUGAAGUCAAUCCAGACCUGUUGAAUUUAGUGUUGUAAGCUUAUUUUUUUUUUAUUUGAUCAUGAACUUACAAGUCAUGGGUAUUAUUCAUUGAAUCUACUCUCUGGAGCCACAAUGCAUUGUCAACUAAAACUGAGUUUUGUAAACUGAAACUGAGAUUAAAAAUUUAAAAUUCUACGUGUGCAAUUCUUUAUUAAAGUUGAAAAGCUCAGUUUUUUAGAAUCUACUCUCUGGAGCCACAAGUGAAUUGUUAUUACAACUUGCUGCCAAAUGUACUUCAUGUUUUCUUAUUUACAAGAAAUUAUUUGUAUGAAAUUUGAACUUCUUGUUUUGAAUAUUUGCUUUCAAUUUUCUGGUAUAAUUCUAUUCAAUCAAUCCGAAAACACUUGUUGCUUCAUCAAUAUUGAAGAGUCACUUUCAUAAAUAUUUUUCUCAACCCUGAACAAACUGUUAGCGGUGAAAAUAUACAAAACAUAUUCUUUCGAACAAAUUCAUUUUCUUAACUACGCCUAGAUUUGAGAUUGACAUAUAGCUAAAUGUAAGGGAAAAGAGAAGACAAAUGUUCCACUGAGUAUUACUUCUAGAAGGCCUAGAUGAAUGGAUAUUUACUGUUAAUGGGAAUCUUUAAGUCAAGUCUGUAAAUAUUAGUUGUAGACAAAAAAAGGGGGUUCAACAUUAUAAGAGAUAUUGGAAGAAGAAAGAGUAAAACAGCUGAAGUCUAUUGUAUAAAAAUAAAUUAUUGUUUGCAGUUAGAAAUAAAUCAGUAAAAAUAGCGCGCGCUAGUCAUCAAAAACCCGUACCAGUUGUUAGUGAUAAAAACAAUAGAAUUGGUUAUAAGUUUUUUUUAAAUCCAUUUGUUUCAUAAAUUUUUCAUACAUUGUUGUGUUCAAUAAUUGCGCGGCGUUUUUAAUUUUUCAAGCUAAAACCGUAGGACUAUGACCGAA
Messenger RNA from Uranotaenia lowii, 8598 nucleotides. RefSeq names its product syntaxin-1A (gene Syx1A). The record is from RefSeq and is a predicted model, not a curated record. Gene Ontology annotation, molecular function: SNAP receptor activity; SNARE binding. Gene Ontology annotation, cellular component: synaptic vesicle; plasma membrane; endomembrane system. The transcript is spliced from 9 exons. Bases 963 to 1835 code for a protein of 290 amino acids. Gene Ontology annotation, biological process: intracellular protein transport; synaptic vesicle fusion to presynaptic active zone membrane; exocytosis. Lineage: Eukaryota; Metazoa; Arthropoda; Insecta; Diptera; Culicidae.